GGGCAAUGCACCUAUGUGCAGCAGUGUGUUGCGAGAAGACGGAGAAUUCUGUUGACCAAGUACACCGGUGCAUCGAGAGCUGCUCCACCCCUCUCACUCAGGCUCAGAGCUUUGUGCAGAAUGAGUUAUCACAGUUCCAAGAACGACUACAACGAUGUGUAAUGACUUGUCAAGAUAGGGUGAGAGACCAGGUCACUGCAGAUACCUCGGAGGCUCAGGAGCCGCAACGCAACAGCUCACUUUCCAUAGCCAACGCCGCAGGCAGUGUAUUUCGUCAGGCAGCUCUGGGCAGAGAUGGAGUGUCUGUGUAUAAAGCGGAGUUCGAGGGGUGUGCCAUGCAGUGUGUGGAUGAUCAUAUACAACUAAUGCCUUCUGUUAAGAAAAGGAUAGCAGGUGUUUUGUCAAAAAAAUCCUAAAAGUGUUAAGAUCAGUAUUGAACAAUGCCAGUUUUCACAGGUUAUAGCAGGUUCAGAUAACAUGCUUCUGGUGCACGGACAGACAUUGCACAUGCAUUGCUUUAUGCAGUAGUAUGGAAGUACUUAAUAUUUUUUAAUGAAAUAAAUUGAGAACUAAAUUAUUUUUUAAUCAUUUAAGGCAAAUGUUUUGUAUUUGAAAUAAUGUUUUUAUAGGCAACUUUGUAAUUUGAGUCACAUAUGUGCCAUAUAGUAAUGCAAACAUUUAGUAAAAAAAUUAAUUUUCACCAGUUUAAAUUAUUCUACACGUUCAACUAAUUGAGAUUUAAUAACAGAAACAAAAGUACAAUAUAAAGUUGGUCUGGUGUAAGAUGUAGUGUACUUUAGUAAAGCAUAAGACGAGGAUGGUAAAAAAUUAGUCAUGGAUAAGGAUCAAGGAGUUAGCAUGAUCCACUGUUCAGUAGCUGAAAAUAUUGUAAAAUAAAGGCUGGUCUCAUUUUAAUUCUUGACGUUAUAUUGUCGUGCAUAUAGACGAUGAUGGUUUCACAUCUGGAUCUGCUGUUGUCGGUGAUACGUUGGUGGCAAGUUUCACUUGUGUCAAAGCUUGUGUUAAAAGUGGUAGUAAAUACAUUUAUUUUUGAAGUUAGUGCCAGUAGUUAGUGUUGAUAAAAUAUUUGUAAAUAAAAGUUCAUCAUCUGUUGUAAUUUUAAAUGCAGCUGAUUCACAGCUAACCCAUAAUUCAGAGAGGAAACCUUAGACAACAUUUCUGUCCAUCCUAGACUAUUAUUAAUUUUCUUUUAACAUUGAAUAUUUGUACUAAUUAUAAUUUUCAUUCAGUUGCUGACAAGAUGUUAUCCAUUACUUGUAUAAUGAAAAAUUAGUUAGAUAAUUGUGUGUUGCUGGACAGUAGUAUAAACAUAUAAAACAUUAUUUAAUAUUAAUUGUUUCCAAGGUGUAAUUUGGACCAUUUAUAUUUGUUAAAAAUUUUACAGAAUUCUUAUUGAGAGCAUAUGAAUGUGUGGAAAUCUACAUAGUAGUAGUGUUAUCCUGUUACUAUACACCAAGUGGCCAAUUAGAUACAGUACUGGCAUUGACAUGGAUUUUACAUGUAUAUUUCCUCAAAGUGUAAACUUGUGAAGCAUUAUAUAAUACAUGCUGUUCUAAAAAUACAACUUAUUAAAAAUGUUUAAUAUACAGAAAAAUUGUAAUUGCAGUAGCUCAUAGAUUUUAAUGUACUUUUUUAAAGGGUCAGUUUACAUGUUAGAGUUGUUGUCCUACCUCAGCUCAUUUUAAAGCCUAGCCCUCUAUGGCAUUCUACCCUACCCUUUAUUCCCCAGAGUGCAACCCAUAAUAGUCAUCUAACAUUUGUGCCUGUUUACUGGUAGGUGAGUAUGGACAGCAGGUGUAAGGAGAUUUCAAGAGAUCUAUCUAGCCCAGGAAUCUAUCCCAGGUCCUUUCACUUGUGAGCCAAAUGCUCUACUUCUGAGCUACAGGUUGCUUAAACAGUUAUGUAGGACUGCAAGUCAGGUAAUUUAUUACUUUUUGUACAAAUAUAGUCAGAUCUUGCAGUUUAUUCAGAAUAGUAAGUUGACCAUGUAGCAAAUACUUUCAUAAUGUUUUAUUUGUAUUAUUUAUUAGUCAGGAUUAGCUUAUCUUAAGAUGAAUAUUAAACAUAUUAGUGAUGAGGGCGCCUUUCACAUCUGUGAUGUACUAUCAAGGUUAGUGUGUACAGUAAUGUAAGGUGUUUUGUAAGACCUUGUAAGUCAUUUUAAAUUCUAUCUCUGUGGGUUUAGCACCUAUUUUUAAUAUAAUGUAUUUUCAUGCAAGUAAUUAAGUUGUAUUGUUUAAUAUGUAUUCACAAAUUACAUGUUUGCCAAAGUAAAUUCUGUGUACUGUAUCUGUGUAGAAUUAUCAGUAUACUUAUUUUAAAUAGACAUUUAAAUAUUUUGGAGAUAAAACACCACAUCAGGUAAUGGAUCAGAUUUACAAUAUUCUACCAUACCAGCUUUCUCAUUUGCAUUAAAACCCACCUGAGCACAUCUAUAUAUGGUAUGACAGUAAAGAAUAAAGAAUCAGAGGGUUUUCAAUAUUUUGUUUGCCAUAUUGAAACCGUCCAAGACCCAGACACUAGAUUUAAGGCAUGUAUACUUGGAGAACCAUCCCUUUCCUCUUAAGACUAUGCCUUGAUACUGGUGAGGAGCUCUUGAUCCAAGAAACAGGAGUUAAACUUGCCUUGGAUCAUAAUUGCCUCCCAGUUCCCAGGCAUUGAAUGACUCAGAGUUAUUACAGCCUCUCCUCACUUAGCGACUUACUCGUUUACUGACAACUCGGACUUACGACAGGCUCUCUGAUCAGUAUGCAUACCUAUAUAAUGUAUAUUAGAACUGAUUUCUUCUAUUCCAUUUAUUACAAUAUACAGUACACUACUGUAUACACAUUUAAAAAUAUACUAGAAAUGUUAUAAAUGGUGCAAAAGUGACAUUAAAACAGUAUCAAAGAUGGUUGACACAAACCCACUACCAUUAUAGUAUGCUCCUUGCUUAGCGAUGAAUUCGUUUACCGACGUGGUCCAAGGAACAGAACUCAUUCUUAAGUGAGGAGAGGCUGUAUUGCUAUUUAUAUACGGGGUCUGAAAUAUCCCCUUGCCUCCCCCUUGGCAUUAUCACCACCAGACACAUUAGAAUCAGAUGACACCAGAUGGUUUAGAGGCUGCAGUCAUUAUUUCUUGAAGAUCAGAAAACAGAAUGUUGGAUUUUUUUUUUUUUUUUUUUUUUUUUUUGCAGAGGUGGUUCCCACCUGGACAUGACUCAAAAUACCACACCACCUUUGUUGUUCCUUGCAUUACAGGUUUAGCAUAUUUUGGUGAAUACAGUAGGGCCCCACUUAUACGGCAGGUUAGGUUCCAGGCUACCGCCGUAAAGCAGAAAUCGCUGUAAAGUGGAAGACUUUUUUUUCCACUUAUAAAUGCAUAUAAAUACUAGGUAACAAGUUUACACUAACAUAUAUUAAGUUAGCAAUAGAACUAGGAAUUAAAAAAAACAAUAAAGUAAAAUACACAUACAGGAGGGCCCCACUUAUACGGCGGGUUAGGUUCCAGGCUACCGCCGUAAAGCGGAAACCGCCAUAAAGUGGAACACCCUUUUUUUCCACUUACAAAUGCAUACAAACACUAGAUAACAAGUUUACACUAACAUAUAUUAUGUUAGCAAUAGAACCAGGCAUCAAAAAAACAAUAAAAAAGUACAAUACACACAUAGUGCACUCAUUACUUACCUUAAAAUAUUUAUAGUCUUAAUCUAGGGUGAGACAAGUAGUAUUUAUUGUAAGAAAUCAAGUGUGGUAUGUAUGGUAGUCAGCCAGGCUACCAUACCAGGCCACCCCACCCACACAUACUAUUCUAUGAUAUUUAAGCAUCCCAGAGCGAUAAAAUGUAUAUACAGUUCACUCAUUACUUACCUUAAAAUAUAGGGUGAGAUGAGUAGUAUUUAUUGUAAAAAAUCAAGUGUGGUAUGUAUGGUAGUCAGCCAGGCUACCAUACCAGAGAGAAAGAAUGAGUGCAUGAGAGAGGACAGGCGCAGAGUUAUGUAAACAAACCAGGUGACGGUAAGUUUUGUAAACAGUGUACACGUCUGGUUUGUGUAUAAGUUACAUUGUGUACAGGUUGUCUCUACAUUGAUACGGUAGAAUAAAUAAAGAAGAACACUCCCAUUCUCAUGUAACAUCAUUUUGAGAAGAAAUGAUGCUCUGAGUGAAGGCAAUGGAAGUAAGUCACUGACUUUUUUGGGUUAUCCCAGGUUCUCUACACAUAUGUUGUUAUGUAUUUAUGUUAUGUAUCGUGUUUAUUAUAUAAUUUUGAAAAAAAUAUCACGGAUGGAUUAAUGAAAAUGUGUAUAUUAACGUAAUAUACAACAUUUAAUGAUACACCGAGCUCAGACAGCGUAAACAAACAAACUGAACAGGUUGUGGACGAUCACUCGGUCAGGCGAAAUAGACGGUAUUAAUACGUGUCCAGUUUUAGUUCAUUCAUGUACAUUUGUAAGAGUUUGUGAAACUUUUACCUUAUAAUAUUUUUAUUAUUAUUAUAAUAAUUAAAUCACGAAACAAAUACUCUUACACUGUGUACAAGUUAGUACAGAAUUAUAGCUAUAAAGUGAAGGCAUACGAAAGGAAUAUUUUUUCUACAGUUAUCCCUAGUAACAGGUGACGGGCUAGAGAAAACGUAAUUCUUCCGACACUUCUACAAACCGUUUGGUAAACAUCUCAUAUAUAUUUGUAUAAAUUUUUAUACUGUGGGUGCAUGUAUCAUGUUUGUGUGUUACAUAAUGUGUUUCUUAUAUAAUUUUGAAAAAAAUAUCAUAGAUUAAGGGAAAUGUCUAUAUUAACGUAAUAUGCGACAUUAAUGCGCCCAAGAGAUUAUUAUUAUUAUUAUUAUUAUUAUUAUUAUUAUUAUUAUUAUUAUUAUUAUUAUUAUUAUUAUUAUUAUUGCAUCAAGAGUAGAGAGACUUAGUGAUUUUAAUGUGUACCUACAUGCCAGCACAGUGUGUAAGUUUAUUUAGGUACAGGUGUACACAGGUUUAAUUAUCAAGUACAAUACAUAUAAAAUAUACAAUAACUUUAAAACACUUGAAAUUUUGGAAAGUUUCCAGACAUAAUAAGGAGAUGUGCUCAGGGAGAAUGUAAACAAACUCGGUGGGCAGCUGUGACCGUAUUAGAAAGACAGGUGGGGGGAGCCGUAUAGCGAGUUUUGGUCAUAAUUUGAAAUGUCCGUAUUAGCGGAAUGCCGUAAAGCAAACCGCGUAAAGCGGGGCCCUGCUGUAUAGUACACUCAUUACUUACCUUAAAAUAUUUGUCGUCUUAAUCUAGGGUGAGAAGAGCAGUAUUUAUUGUAAGAAAUCAAGUGUGAUAUGUAUGGUAGCCAGCCAGGCUAUCAUACCAGGCCAACCCACCCACACAUAAUAUUCUAUGACAUUUAAGUAUCCCAGAGUGAUAAAAUGCAUAUACAGUUCACUCAUUACUUAAAAUAUUUGUAGUCUUAAUGUAGGAUGAGAGAUGAGUAAAUGAGAUCAAAUGAGUAAAUGAGAGAGAGAGAGAGAGAGAAUGAAUACACGAGAGAGGGCACUCAUGGAGUUAUGUCAACAAACCAGACGAACACCAGUUUUGUAAACAAACCAAGUAAACACGUCUGGUUUGUGUACAGGUUGUCUCUACAUUGAUACGGUGGAAUAAAUAAAGAGGAUCACUCCCAUUCUCAUGUAACACCAUUUUUUAGAAGAAAUAACACUCUAAGUGAAGGCAUACAAAAGGAAUAAUUUUCUGCAGUUAUCCCCAGUAACACAUUUUCUCUUAUGUUGGACUAGAGAAAAUAUUAUUCUUGCCAUCACUUGUACAAGUUGUCUGGCUACCACAUCUCAUAUUUGUUUAUUUAUUCUACUGUGGGGUGUAUUUAUCAUCUUUAUAU
Molecule: messenger RNA, 5871 nt
Organism: Cherax quadricarinatus
Lineage: Eukaryota; Metazoa; Arthropoda; Malacostraca; Decapoda; Parastacidae
Source: RefSeq, a predicted model, not a curated record